CUGAGAGAAACAGAGCACUGGAGGAGAGAAAAAUAUACUAUCUUUGAUCUCUCUCUCUCUCUCUCUCUCUUCAAAGAGAGUUUUUAGAGAGAGAAAGUGAAGGAGAAGAAGAAGGGGGGUUUCUUUUUUUCCUCUCAUUUUCUCUCUCCUCUCUCUCUGUUGCUCUUUUAUUGAUGAAAGAAGAAAAUUUUGGAUACAGGUCACUCUCUCUCAUCCCUCAUUGCUCUGCUCAUUUCUCUUCUGUUGCCUUUUACUGUUUUUCCCCUAUACUUUGCUGAAGUGCGUUUAGUCUGUACUUCCUUUUUUUAGGGUUAGGGGCAUUCAUUGUUGGCCAACUGCUCUCUACUUGUUGAGGAAUCUUUAGCAAGAGAGGAUUUUUAUUUUAUUUAUUUGUUCUCCCUUAAUUGGGGGUCGGUUUCUGAAGUGGGUUUUGGGAAUUGUUGGGUUUUCUGGAGGAAAUGAAGGUUUUUGGCAUCUGGGUAUUGGUGGAACUGAUGAAUGUGACUAGAUUUUUUAUGUGGGUUUUGUUUAAUUUUCAGGACUAGGGUUUUGGGCUCGGGGUUCUGUUGAAGAUUAGCGGGGGGGAAAGCUUCCUUUUUUUUUUUAAGUUUCUCAGUGUAUUUGGCAAAGGGCUCUAUCAAUAUAAAUUUAUAUAAAUUUCUCUUUGAGUUCAGUGCCUUGAGAAUUUUGAAUGAGAAGCUGAAAUAGAGCCUCUAGCAAUAGAGAAAUGGGCUGUGCUCUAUCAAAACAUGAAGGGGAUGAGGCUCUUUUCCUCUGCAAAGAGAGAGUUCGAUUCAUAAAACAAGCAAUGGAUUCGAGAUUUGCUCUAUCAGCAGCUCAGCUCUCUUAUACCCAAUCCCUUCGGAGUGUAGGAAUGGCUCUAAGACAAUUUGCAGAAUGUGAGAAUUUAGUAGAAUCAUCUCUAUCAACUUCAGAGCCUGAUAAAACUCCAUCUCAUUCAUCUUAUGCUUCGCCUUCGCCUUCUGGGAUUCCUGAGCAAAUUAUCUCUCCUAGAAAUAGUGGUAGUCCUCUGUCGCCUCGGUUAUCAAAUACGAGUUAUAUGAGAGCAACCACAAAUUCUCCUCUGAAAUUCACAGUUGAUUCAUCUUCUAACAGUCAUUUUGUCGAAGAGGAGUCACUCACUUUUCCAUUUCCUCCCCCUCCUCCACCGCCACCAUUGGAUUCGGGUUUUUCAUGGGACUUCUUUGAUCCUAUUGAUGCAAAGGGCAAUGCCAAAGUCUCUAAUGGAGGAAGCGGCAUAAACGAAAACUUUAGCAGAUUGGUGGGUCUGAAUCAUGAGAAGGAAGAGGGUAUGGCUACUAUAAUCGAAGAGGAAUUGAGGCCAAUUCAAUCUAAUGAGGAGUUUAGAUGGGCCAAGGAUAAUUCAAAUGGUAAUGAUUGUGGUUCUACUAAUGGUAAUGGCAGUGAGAGACCUGCUGUUUCUAAAGAAAACGAAUUUGUUGAUGAUAGCAGACAUAAAACUAAUAAGGGGAGUAUCGAUGAAGCUGUUGAAGUUUUUCCAAGAGCGAAUUCAGCUGAGUUAAACAAAUCAAAGGGGGAGAAGGAUGGGAUGGAUAAAGAACUGUGUACUGCAAGAGAGGAUGCUUCUAAGUUCAUUACUCAUAGGGCUAAAGAUUUUGCUUCCAGUAUAAAAGACAUUGAGCACCGGUUCGCCAAGGCAGCAGAAUCCGGUCAUGAGGUUUCAAGGAUGCUCGAGACGAAGAAAAUCAGGCUUAGUAUCUCUUCUGAGAUUAUAGGAAAAUCUUCUACUUCUAUAUUUAUGUCAGUCCUUUAUCCACCCUGUUGCAUAGGAGGGAAUGCAGCUGAAAAUGGAACUGCCCCUCAUAUGACAAAGGUUAUUACUUGGAAUCGGUCAAUUUCAUCACAAUCAUCAUCAUCUAGAAUUCCUCUUACAUCGGCAUCAAAAGACGAUUGUGGUGAAAGUUGCAGUGAUUUUAUUGAAGAGUUUUGUAUGAUUUCUGGAAGCCACUCAUCAACAUUGGAUAGACUGUAUGCAUGGGAAAGAAAACUAUAUGACGAAGUGAAGGCUAGUGAGGCCAUCAGGAAGGCAUAUGAUCAAAAAUGUGCCCAGCUCAGACACCAAUUUGCCAAGGAUAUGAAUGUCCAAGUGAUUGAUAAAACACGAGCUACUGUGAAGGAUCUCCACUCACGAGUAAUGGUGGCAAUUCAGGCAGUUGACUCAAUAUCUAGAAGGAUUGAGAUGUUGAGAGAUGAAGAAUUGCAGCCACAACUGUUGGAAUUGAUACAAGGCUUAAUCCGAAUGUGGAAAGCUAUGCUCGAAUGCCACCAUGCGCAACACAUCACCAUCUCACUAGCCUACCACAUGAAAGCUUCAACAGCAUCACAACACAGUGAAUCAUACAAGCAGACAAUCGCACAUCUUCAAAAUGAAAUUGAGUGUUUCACCUCAAGCUUUGAGAAUUGGGUGGAUGCUCAGAGAUCAUACGUCCAAGCUCUCAACUCCUGGCUUCAGAAGUGCAUCUUGCCUCCUCAGGAACGGUCCUGGAGAAGGAGGGUUCCUUUCUCUCCUCGCCGAGCCCUUGCUCCCCCUAUCUUCGUUCUCUCUGCUGAUUGGUUGUCUGGAAUCAACUCGCUUCCUUCGAAAGAGGUUACUGAUUCUCUAAAACGGUUGGUAUCGGAUCUUCACAAUUUGUUUGAGCAUCAGAAAGAAGAGAAAGAAGAAGAUCAGAAGCCUGAGAUCAAUAGAGAACAGGAGCAGGAGGCAAACACGGAAGAGAAAUGUGAAGGGAGAACAAAUUUCGCAAGGUUGCAGGCGAGUCUAACGAGACUGUUUGAUCAGCUGACGAAGUUCUCCGAGGCUUCAGCGAAAGUGUGCGAGAAUGUGAAGAAAGGAACGGAAGAGGCUUGCGAUGCGUAUAUCAACGGUGGGCGGUUCAGAUUUCAUCAGGGGUUGGAUGCAUUGCCUUUGUAAAUCUUGUUUUUUCGUUUUCGAGAUAUUUUGUAUGGAUCAGUUGUGCUCUUUUAAGUUUUAUUGGAAAGAGUACUGGGAAAAUUGCAGGUGCUGAUACGAGGCAGCCGUGAUUUUUUUUUU
Molecule: messenger RNA, 3073 nt
Organism: Asparagus officinalis (garden asparagus)
Lineage: Eukaryota; Viridiplantae; Streptophyta; Magnoliopsida; Asparagales; Asparagaceae
Exons: 5
Coding region: 728-2953 (741 amino acids)
Source: RefSeq, a predicted model, not a curated record